Molecule: messenger RNA, 1477 nt
Organism: Lathyrus oleraceus (garden pea)
Lineage: Eukaryota; Viridiplantae; Streptophyta; Magnoliopsida; Fabales; Fabaceae
Product: caffeic acid 3-O-methyltransferase
Exons: 4
Coding region: 109-1263 (384 amino acids)
Molecular function (GO): protein dimerization activity; O-methyltransferase activity
Source: RefSeq, a predicted model, not a curated record
UCUUUUUCUUUUCUUUUUUUAAAUGGACAAGUUGUGGCUUUAGAACUUACAAGUCACCAUAACCCAACGCAUAGGGAAACUUCAGAACAUUAUUAAAUACAGUUUUGCAUGUUAUUUGAUUCCUCAGGUUCAGAGAUGUCAAACCUUUCCAACGUGAUAGAUUUGAAUGAGAACGAAGAGAGAAAACCAGAAGCAGAAGAAGAGUUAGAAGAUGAAGAAAGUUUCUCAUAUGCUAUACAACUUAGCACCUCUAUUGUUCUUCCAAUGGCACUUCAAUCUGCAACCGAGCUUGGUGUCUUUGAUGUGUUGCUAAAAGCUGGUAACGAUGCUCAACUCUCUGCCGACGAGAUUGCGUCUCGUCUCUCAUGUACCAAUCCAGAUGCUCCCAAAAUGUUGGAUCGGAUCCUUGCUCUUCUUGCAUCUCAUUCUAUAUUGAAGUGUUUGGUUCUUCAAGAUGAACAAAAGCUUGGAUUGUUUCGUAGACUUUAUACUAUGGCUCCUGUUGCUAGAUUCUUCGCUCGUGAUUCUGGUGGUGUUUCCUUGGGACCCUUACUGGCUUUGAUUCAAGAUAAAGUCUUCUUAGCUAGUUGGCCGGAGCUUAAGAAUGCAAUUCGAGAAGGGGGUGUUCCAUUCGACAGAGUUCAUGGCACACAUGCCUUUGAAUAUCCGGGUUUGGACUCGAGGUUCAACCACGUUUUCAAUACAGGUAUGAUCAAUCAUACCAAAGUAGUUAUGAAGAAGAUUCUCGAAUGCUACAAAGGUUUUGAUAAUGUAAAAAAGCUUGUGGAUGUUGGAGGUGGUCUUGGUGUCAACAUUAACUUAGUCACCUCCAAAUAUCCUCGUAUUAAGGGUAUCAAUUUCGACUUGCCUCAUGUCAUACAACACGCUCCUUCUUAUCCUGGAGUUGAACAUAUUGGUGGAGAUAUGUUUGAAAGUGUGCCUAAAGGAGAUGCCAUUUUUAUGAAGUGGAUACUUCAUGAUUGGAGCGAUGAGCAUUGCUUGAAGCUUUUGAAGAAUUGUUAUGAUGCUAUUUCUGAUGAUGGAAAGGUGAUUGUUUUGGAGGCACUUCUUCCUAUUAUACCUGAAAAUGGAUAUGCUUCGAAGUCUACCUCUCAAUUGGAUGUUCUGAUGAUGACUCAAAAUCCAGGUGGAAAAGAACGAACUAGGCAAGAAUUUGAAGAUUUGGCAACAAGAGUUGGAUUUAGUGGCAUCAGAUAUGAAUGUUGUGUUCGUAACUUUUGGGUUAUGGAAUUCUUUAAGUGAAGAGUGUUAUUGCUGUUAUAUCAAAGUCAAGUUGUCUCUGGUGGUGCUACUUGUUUGUUAUACUACUAUAAUAAUAUUUCAUGUGUGUGUUUUUUUUAACAAUCAUUCCAUGUGUUGUAUAUGUUGAAAAAUAAAAUAUGUUCAAAUUAUUUAUGCACAAUGUUAUGAAAACUUAACUCAAAAAGAGUAACUAUUGAGUAUUUAUUUUUGGUAA